AUGUCAGAUCUUCUUUUACUACUACGAAGGAGGUUCAAAGUUCCUCGGAUACGAUAUACCCAAACACUACUACGACACUACUCAUCUAUUCCAUCAAAGGAUUUCUUCCUUGAAAACAACAUUACAAAUGAUAUAAAUACUCCUACACCAGAUAACCAGUUUAAGGAGUAUUUUAGUAAUAGACUGAAGUUUGUUAAUCCUUGUUCAUAUUUUAACAAAUAUAAUGCUUCUAAGAAACCAUUUGAAAAUAUGGAUACCCCACCAGAUCAUUUUCAAAGCAUUAUAGAUCGAAAUGAAAAUAGUAUCCCCAAAGAAGGCUCAAUAGUCGAAGUGACAUCACUUAAUAAUAUGAAGCCAAAACUUGGUAUAGUGGUGAGACAAGCUUUAUCACGAUUUGAUGAAAGGUAUAAUAAACUACUCGUAUUAACAUCGGAUAAUGAGUUGAUUGAUGUAUCUGCAUUUAAUGUGAACUUUCAUUUAUAUCGUGUCCUACUCCCACAAGGCUCGAUAAACUUUCAUGAAAUUGUGAAUAAUAGAUAUGAUGAAGAUGACACAAAUAGGAUUCAAGCAGUGGAAUUUAUAAGGUCAUUUGUUGAUGAUGCAUUGGAACUCAAACAGGAACUACAUACUAAAUUGGAUCGUGUUUAUUCUCAAUUUACUGGAGAUACUAUGAAUUCAAUUACACUAAUUGACAUCAUUGAUGCCAUAAAGUUUAAGGAAACGACAGUUAUUAAGAUAGGAAACUCAUUUUAUAAUCAAUGUGUUUUAUUACUUGCGAUACAUUGGAGUUUAGUCGAUUCACCUAAAUGGAUUGUUCCUAAUUAUUUAAGUAACAAUAAAGUUUCAAAUGUGCUCACUGGUCAUUCAAACAACUUUCAUAGUACAUCGGAAUAUUUUGUGACACCUUCUCCUAUAUGGAUGUCAAUAUCAAAAUUCAUAGAACAAGUUGAAUUAGUUGAAUCACGAGAUGACAUGGAGAGUUUCCUUGAUGAAUUGAAACAAUUACCGGUAGAUAAAUUAAGCUCAUUCUUGGAAGUUUAUGAAGGUAGACAUAUGGCUUACAUUCUUGAUGUUUUAAAAUUUGCAUUAGUAUAUCCUCAUGAAUUAAUAAUGGAGAGCUUAAAAAAGUUGUCCGUAUUUAGUGAUGAGUUAUCAUCAAGAAAGAUUUAUAAUUUCCUUGUUGACAUUCAUGUAUUAAAUGAUAGCAAUGAUAUUUUACUGUCACUGGGGUUGAUUUCUGGUUCCGGAGAUAACGAUCUAUGGUCUAAUCUACAAGCUGAGGGUUAUUCUACUGACUUUUUCAAACAUUUGAGAUCCAAAAAGACAUACUAUCAAGAUCAUGUUAUUUAUGGAUUACCAAUAGAUGGAGACAAAUCUAGUUCUCGUUUAGCUAUAUCUUUGGAAAAUAUCAAUGCAAGAAAAGAUGUGGUAAACAUCCACAUACCAGAUAUCACAACCAUAAUACCACCAAAUAGUUCAGUUAUGGAAAACAUUUUUGAUAAUCUUUCUACCCACUCAUCAUCGUUAACCAAAUUGAUGGGUGGUAAAACCAUUGGUGAUUUAUUUCCAGCAAACCUUGUAGAAUCUAGGAAAUUCCAAAAGUAUGAAACCGAAACUACUGAUAAUUUGUGGGAUGAUGGGUUGGAAACAAAGAAAAGAAGACCUAUUUCGAAGGCAACAUGUAUGACAAUAUCAUUUCAGUUUAAUUUUCACGAAGGUGAUCCAUUCAAAUCAUUCAAAGAUAAAGUAUAUGUUAGUUUUGAUUCCAUUUCUGAUCUAAAUGUGAAAAUUCUUGACACUGAAACAAUUGAAAAGUGUUUAUCGGGUCAAUUAGAAAGUCCAAUAUUUAGAUUGUUAAGACGUACUCAAAGUCCGAAUUCAUCUGGUAAGGUCCAAUUGAAUAAAGCAGACAUUCACAAUAUCAAUUAUAUUAAUGGUAUUAUGAAGUCUUUUUUCAAAAGUCGAGAACAUUCUGGUGCUGCAAAUAUCAGCCCAAAUCAGGAAAUUGUUCCAACAGAUGCAUCAGCUUUGACAAUUGAAGAAUCUGCAAAUUCUCAAUCAUGGAUUGUUCGUGAUACACCAGUACCAUCACCAAAAUUUGAUUUUUUUAUUAGAGAGUUGCAAUUGUUUGCAGGUGCAUUGGUAGGUGAAUAUUGCUCACAAUACAGUAUUCCAAUAAUCAAUGAGAACCAGACUAUCGAACCCACAAUUUAUGAUAUGGAUAAAGUAGUGGUAACACAUGAUAAUUUAUUGAUUCCUCCAUAUGAAUCAGAAAACUAUCAUCAUAGUGUUAUAGCCAAAGACCAGCAUGGUUAUAUAUCCCUACCAGGAAAUCUUGUGUCAAAGAACUAUUUAUCACCAAAAACGAAAACAACUACUGCACAGCAAAAUUUACCAAUGGGAUUAAAGAAAGGUUUUGUUAAUGUUGUUGAUGUUUUCACUAAAGGUGAGGCAAUCUUGAAUCAAUAUCAGUUACUUUUUUACCAACAUGAAUUACUUGCUCGUAAGUUGAGUAUGGAUUGUGGGUUUCUACUGACAAUGCAGAAAUUUAUUGAUUUAAAACAACACGGAUAUGAACUUCAGGGGCCGUUAACAGAAUCUCAAAUAGAAUCUCAGAUGAGAGUGAUUAGAAAAGGUAGUACAAAGGCAAACUACGUUGGGAGAUUUAACAAAAAAUACUGGACAUUGAGAUGGUUAGAGCAAGUUAAGUUAAAGUUGGAUGUUAUUGGAGAAUCGAGAUUAUUCCGAUGCAUUGUCACUCGUGUGGGUGAAACUAUUAAUGCAGGAACAAUUUGUCAAUGCUAUUGUGUGGAUUUUGGUAUUGAGAUUGAAGUCUUAACGGAGAAACAUGAAAUACAUAUUGGUAGUAAAUUAACAUGUGACGGGAUUAUAGAGGUUGAUUCCAUAAAUGGAGUAUGUUUAUUAAAAGAUGAAAAUUAUGGCACCUCAUUAUAUUUAUAG
This is a messenger RNA of Candida tropicalis MYA-3404, 2961 nucleotides long. RefSeq lists its product as uncharacterized. Lineage: Eukaryota; Fungi; Ascomycota; Pichiomycetes; Serinales; Debaryomycetaceae. Bases 1 to 2961 code for a protein of 986 amino acids. The record is from RefSeq and is a predicted model, not a curated record. The transcript has a single exon.